AUGGUAGUGUUCCUUGUCGUGAUGCCCAGAGGAGGGCGAGUCGUGGCGGAGACGAUCGCCUGCCUCAGGCGAAAGUGGCACAUUGCUGCAUCGAUUCGAUGCCUGCCGGGGCCCCCCGCCCUUCCCAUCAUCGGCAACCUCCACCAGCUUGGCAAAAACAUGGCCAACAUCCACUGGUGGAAGAUCGAGAUGGCGCGGCAGUACGGCGGCACGUAUGCGACCCGCGUCGACUGCCUUAUGGACGGAUCCAUCGUGACGAGCCGGCCAGAAAACCUCGAGUACAUCUUACAAACCAACUCGGCCAACUACAUCAAGCCCAAACUGCUCCAGGACACGUGCAAGGAGAUCAUGGGCGACUCGAUCUUUGCCGUCAACCCCACGUCGCCGCUCUGGGCCCUCCAACGUAAGCUCAUGUCGUCCAUGUUCUCCGUCAACUCGUUUCGCAAGUACAUGAACUCGGUCUUCCAAGAACACACUCGACAGUGCGUCGCCGACCUGUAUCGUGCGGCAUCCAAAGGCAGCGGCAGUGUGGACUUGGAGCUCGUCCUCGUCACUCUGACCACCAACAUCUCGUUUCACAUUGGAUUCGGUCGGCACGUGCCAAACGAAAUGAACUCGCCGGCAUUCCACACACUGUUUCGGGAUGCAAGCUCCAUCACGGCGAACCGAUUUACAAAGCCCUGGUACAAAUGGUUUGCGUGGUGCAUGCCGUCCGAGUGGCAGCUCAAGGCGGCCAUCGGCGACCUCGACCGCAUGUUUUACACCGUCAUUGCUUGUCGCCAACAAGAGGUCCUGGCAGGGGAAAACGACGGCGCCGUCGACAUCCUCUCGCAGCUCGUGGCCCGCCAACGCCAUGGACACCCCAUCACGACCAAGUUUCUUCGAGACAUGAUGAUGACGGUCAUGUUGGCAGGGCGGGAGACCGUCGCGAGCAGUUUGCUCUGGAUCAUGUACUUGGUGGCCCUGCACCCAGACGUGGAAGCAAACGUGAUGGCCGAAGUCGACUCGGUUCAAGACGCGACGGACUACGAUAGCGUUGCCAAACUUCCGUUUCUCGAAGCUGUCAUGAAGGAAUCGUGGCGACUCUUUCCGCCCACCGCGCUCGAACUCAAGAGCGCGGUCCACGACGACGUGUUGCCAGAUGGAACGUUCGUGCCGGCGGGGGUGAAUGUCGAGUUUUCCCCGUUUGUGAUGGGCCGCGACCCCACGCGAUGGCCGGGCGCCGAGGGUUUCUGUCCCCAACGAUGGCUCGACCCGUCGUUUGUGCCCCCAACAGACUACGAGUUUCCCGUGUUCCAUGCUGGCAAGCGCAAAUGCGUCGGCCAGCGCAUUGCGAUGCUCCAAGUCAAGUACAUUCUGACCAUCCUGUACCAGACCUUUCGCUUUGAAUUGGUCGACACAUCGUCGCCGCUUCAAUUGACGCUCGGCAUUGCGUUGUUUCCCAAAGGGGGGUUGCCAGUCCGGCCUGUAGUCCGGGCUCGUGUGGCCGCGUGUGCCGGUCGACCGCGCGCGUCGUCCGCCGCGGCCUAAGACGCAACAACCAUUCCAAUUUGAAAGACCUAUUUUAUUCCAUUAAUACCGCAGCGACAAGAAGCAUGCGACUCC
This is a messenger RNA of Aphanomyces invadans, 1605 nucleotides long. RefSeq lists its product as hypothetical. Gene Ontology annotation, molecular function: oxidoreductase activity, acting on paired donors, with incorporation or reduction of molecular oxygen; monooxygenase activity; iron ion binding. Lineage: Eukaryota; Oomycota; Saprolegniomycetes; Saprolegniales; Verrucalvaceae. The record is from RefSeq and is a predicted model, not a curated record. The transcript has a single exon. The coding region runs from base 1 to 1530 and encodes 509 amino acids.